Pyrenophora tritici-repentis Pt-1C-BFP is the source of this 2900-nucleotide messenger RNA. Its product is annotated as CP2 transcription factor family protein. Gene Ontology annotation, biological process: regulation of transcription by RNA polymerase II. Gene Ontology annotation, molecular function: DNA-binding transcription activator activity, RNA polymerase II-specific; RNA polymerase II cis-regulatory region sequence-specific DNA binding. Gene Ontology annotation, cellular component: nucleus. NCBI's taxonomy places the organism in Eukaryota, Fungi, Ascomycota, Dothideomycetes, Pleosporales, Pleosporaceae. The record is from RefSeq and is a predicted model, not a curated record.
AUGUUUCGCAAUAGACUCAACAGCCAAAAACCCGACGGCAAGUUGCUAGAGGACUUCAAGGCCAGCUUUCCCCAUCUCCAGCAGCGUUCGCAUUCGCUGGCUGGGCCUGCCGGCCAUACACUCGCCGAUGCGCUUGAUGUCGCCCACCCCUCCCGCCCUGGCGACACCCAUGAUGAUAUCAAAGAUCAAGAUCCAACUCCCCGCGGCAACGCGGAGCCGUGGAGGUUUACCCCAUCGCUGCUAGACCCCAACAGCUUCGCCUUUACUUCUUUUGCAAACCAACCGCCGGGCUACUAUACGCCCACGCCCGGCGGCACCAACACGCUCUACCACAGCCAGGCCGGUGACUUACACACGCCUGGCUUUAGUUUUGGCCUGGGAACCCCCCUUUCACUGCCAACGUCGGAAGGUGGGGUCCACGCUGGACAGCUCGCGCCUUCCACCCAUCUCCAUGGAUUCAAUCACCAUGCUUUGGGCACCCAUCACUUCCAGAAUGUCAACCCCUUUGGCAUGCAGCCGCAGCAUUCGCAGUCUUUUGCGCCCCAUCAAUUCACCCACCAGCCCUCUGCUUUUGACCAGGGUCCCAUGGCGCAACCCCACGACGAUUCCCCCAUGGACAACUUGGUUCCAGAAGUAGAGAUGCAGGAGCAGUCACCCCUCAUGACAUUUGCAUCUCAUUCAUACGAUGACAACAUGGCGCCCACAGUGGCACCACCCCCCCCUCCACCUAACCAGAAUUUUCGCUACCAUGUAACUCUAAACGCUCCCACAGCCAUGGUCAAGCAGCCAGAUGAAGUCCCAGUCACCUAUUUGAACAAGGGACAAGCCUAUUCCAUUUCUCUGGUGGACACGGCACCUCUGCAAGGACCUAUCCCAACGAAGUACAGGACUUUUAUCCGCAUUUCUUUCGAAGAUGAGCAGCAGCGCCAGCGACCCGCUUCUUGCUGGCAACUCUGGAAGGAAGGCCGCGGAACAAACGAGGCGCACCAACGCGGAGGACGACUCCAAGCGGUCGAAUUCGUAGAUCCAAGCCAGGUCGGUGGCGGCGAGAUCCAAGGCCGACCCAGAGUAGAGCUUGAAUCUUCGUCGUUUGACGGUUUCGUUGUUACAUGGACACCGGUCCAACACGCCUCAGCCGAGUGCUCCUUGGCUGUACGCUUCAACUUCCUGUCUACCGAUUUCAGCCACUCCAAGGGUGUCAAGGGAAUCCCUGUGCGAUUAUGCGCAAAGACAGAGAUGGUCACUGAAGCCACCGGAUCAACAGCCCUGAAAAAACUGGACGCCGAGCUUUGCUAUUGCAAAGUCAAGCUCUUCCGGGACCACGGCGCCGAGCGAAAACUAUCAAACGAUGUUGCACAUGUCAAGAAAACAAUCGACAAGCUCAAGCAACAGAUCGCGCAAGUCGAGUCUGGCAUGAAGGACUUUGGCAAGCGGAAGCGCAGUGGAUCCAUCUCCAAGAGCAACAUCAACCAGCGACCUGGAAAAGUACCCAAACACAAGCGAACAUGGUCCAUGACUUCAGCAAGCGAGCUCCAAGGAUCUCGAGCACCUGCCGAAGAGGAUCUCCACAUCAAACUCGCUUCUCUCCAGGACAUGUUCAGCUCCACCAGGCCUGUUAGCGUCCUCUACCUCAAGGGCGAAGAACAGGAUGACCCGGACAUUCAUCCAGUCAUAUUGGGCGCCACACCCCAAGAACUCUCCAAACUCGACACUAACAUCGACGCUCCCAUGUGGGAGACGCAGGAAUCAGGAACUGCCGCGUCCUCGGUUGUGUCGCCAACUCCAAGUUCUCAAUCUCUCCACUCCGAGAAGCGCCGAACUUCAUCCUUCCAGCGCCCAGCGCCUUUCCAACCGCCUUCGCGCAUGACUUCAAGUGAAUGGCGGAGUCUCCCGCAAACCGCCACGGGCGAUCUCAAAGGCAUGGUUGGUAUCCAAGGAGGUGCUGAUGUGCCGACGAAAGUGCAAAGGCCGUAUUCGGAUGAUCACGCCUUAUCUGGAUGGAUCGAGGCCCUUGGCGUUGACCAGACCUACCAGCCGCCCCCGGAACCCAUGCUGAAGCCGGUGGCUUGCUUCUUCGUCCAGCCAAGACUCGCCGGUCGGCAACCAGAGGACAACUACUACCGUGCCGUAUAUGUCAUGAGCCGCACCGUCAAGGAGCUUGUAGCUGCUAUUGCGAUGAAGAUCAAUAUGGAGCCGACCACGGUGACACGAACCAUACGCGUCAACCAGAAAGGAUUGCAGAUCCUAAUGGAUGACGACGCCGUCAGCAGGAUACCAGAACAACAGGACAUGUCGGCAGAGUUUCAUGAGGUCGGCACGCCGCCAGUACACUCUAUCAAGCACGAAUGGGAUGCUGGAUCCAAGGAGAUUCAAGUCGACGGCGACAUCAGUGUCACCGAAAAUGUUCACUCGACCGGUUACGAACUCCGUCUUCUCUUCUAGCCUGUUAUGCCUGCCGGCGCCGCUCUUUACACUUUGAUACCCUUUUUCGGCGACCGACCAACUCUAAUGACCCCGUACUAUCCGUAUACUGGAGCUCGCAUUGCUCUUCGCGGGUUACUAAUUCUUUUGAGCUGUGAUCACUUGAUCCAGCUUCACCGCUUGGCGUUGAGCGCUUUGGAGAUACCACGCGUCAAUCCUGAGCGUUUGCCAUUUUUCCUUUGUCGAUACCUUUCUACUCUUCUUUUCGGUGCGACGACGAUACCCAUUAUACCAUUACCCUUUUACCUUUCCAGCGGCCAAGAUUGAAAAUGCAACGAUCUGUCACGAACACAUAGCGAGAUAUACACGAGGGAGAGUUUGGGCUGUAAUUUCCUCUUUACAUAAACAUGGCAAUUUUGUUCACUACGGUGCACAUGAUCCAGUAUCAUCCGGAUGCAUAAUCAAAGUCAUUGCGCUCC